Molecule: messenger RNA, 1402 nt
Organism: Talaromyces stipitatus ATCC 10500
Lineage: Eukaryota; Fungi; Ascomycota; Eurotiomycetes; Eurotiales; Trichocomaceae
Product: Rho GTPase Rho1
Exons: 6
Coding region: 163-744 (193 amino acids)
Biological process (GO): small GTPase-mediated signal transduction
Molecular function (GO): GTP binding; GTPase activity
Source: RefSeq, a predicted model, not a curated record
UCUCCUCUCGCAGUUGAAAACAGAGAUCAUCAUCAUCAUCCACCUUCCAUCCAUCUAACAACACACUCUCAAUCUACUAUUUCUUCACCUAUCUCCUGUGUGUGUCAGGCAUCUAAUUUUGACUUAUUACUCGCCCUUUCUACAGCUGACUCUGAUUUAAACAUGGCUGAGAUCCGUCGCAAGCUCGUUAUCGUUGGUGACGGUGCUUGUGGUAAGACUUGUCUCUUGAUUGUCUUCUCCAAGGGAACUUUCCCAGAGGUUUACGUUCCCACCGUCUUUGAGAACUACGUUGCCGAUGUUGAAGUCGACGGAAGGCACGUUGAAUUAGCUCUUUGGGAUACUGCUGGUCAGGAGGAUUACGAUCGUCUCCGUCCCUUGUCCUACCCCGACUCCCACGUCAUCUUGAUCUGCUUCGCUGUUGACUCUCCCGAUUCUCUGGAUAACGUUCAGGAGAAGUGGAUUUCCGAGGUCCUUCACUUCUGCCAAGGACUCCCCAUCAUCCUCGUUGGAUGCAAGGUCGACCUUCGUAAUGACCAGAAGACCAUUGAUGAGUUGAACAAGACCUCCCAGAGACCUGUCACCUCUGAACAGGGCGAGGAAGUCCGAAAGAAGAUUGGUGCUUACAAAUAUCUCGAGUGCUCUGCUCGUACCGGCCAGGGCGUCAAAGAGGUCUUCGAGACUGCCACUCGAGCAGCUCUCUUAACCAAGUCUCACAAGCCCAAGAAGCCUUGCAGUAUUAUGUAAUCUAGCUACAUUUUUCUUUCAAAUGUUCAAGGUUUCCAGCGACGACGAACAAGACUGCUCAACGGGACUUUCUUCUUUCCUACUCGACACACAAUAUCCCCUCACUCCCAAAUCGGAAAUUUCGGUUUUUCUUUUUCCUUGAGGUUCCUUGCUUCCGAUGAUGGUCUAAUGUGAUUUUUCCGUCUGCAUGUACUACCCUGAGAUUUCUGUGGAUAGGUUCUUGAAUUGAAUUCCAAGCGGGCACGAUCCUCAUGGGAAUUCACAUAGAUUCAAGCUUUUGGUUCUGGUCAUUCAAACAAGAAAGAAAGCCCACUGCUGCUUUCUUAUUUCUUGGCUUUGAUCUCCCUAUGCCGAAAGGUGGUUUUCCUUCAAACCUUUUUUUUCCCUCUCUUUGUCUUGUCUUGUUCCGUCUCGUUUCGUCUUUUUAAUUAUGCUUUAGUGUUGUCUUUAUUUGUCGUUGUCCCUUAUAUUCUUUCUCUUGAUAUUGAUUUGCAGAAUCUAAGGAUGGCGUUUUCUUUUUUUCACUUUCCUUUCUCUUUUUCCUCUCUAUAUUCUUUAACUCAAUUAGAAUACUGUCUAAACGAAACCGAAUCCAGUAAGAAAAAAAGAAAAAAGUAUGAACCAUUGUUUUCUCUAAUUUCAUGGUUUUAAGAGCAUU